AUGCGGAUCGUCAUCUCCGAGACGGCGGACAAGGUGGCGGACUACACGUCUAAUUACGUGAUCAAGUCCAUCAACGAUUUCAAGCCAACGGUAGACCGGCCGUUUGUGCUUGGGCUGCCGACGGGCGAGACGCCGAUGCGCACGUACCAGAAACUGAUCGUUGCGUACCGCGAGGGCCGCGUGUCGUUCAAGAACGUGAUCACGUUCAACAUGGACGAGUAUGUGGGGCUGCCAGCGGACCACCCGGAGAGUUACCACUACUUCAUGAAGCACAACUUCUUCGACUACGUAGACAUCCCCGAGCAGAACCGGCACAUCCUGAACGGAAACGCGCCGGAUCUGAUCGAGGAGUGCCGUCAGUACGAGGAGAAGAUCCGGGCUGUUGGCGGCAUCCACCUGUUCCUCGCCGGGAUCGGGACGGACGGACACCUUGCGUUCAACGAGCCCGGGAGCAGCCUGUACAGCCGCACGCGCGUCAAGAGCCUGAACGCGGAGACGAGGGAGAGCAACGCGCGGUUCUUUGACAACGACGUGUCGCGUGUGCCGACGAUGGCGCUAACGGUUGGGCUGCGCACAAUCAUGGAGGCCAAGGUUGUGCUGAUGAUUGCCACUGGUGCCGGCAAGGCUCUCGCGGUCGCGCGGUGCGUGGAGGGCGGGAUCACACACAUGUGCACUGCAACGAUGCUCCAGAUGCACCCCGCCGCGGUGCUGUGCCUGGACGAGGACGCGACGCUGGAGCUGAAGGUGCGGACGACGCGCUACUUCAAGUUGCUGCUGAACACGGAGAAAGCGCUGGAGGAGCGCCAGAGCAACAUGAAUCGUACCUAUUCGAAGCUGUAG
Messenger RNA from Leishmania mexicana MHOM/GT/2001/U1103, 840 nucleotides. RefSeq names its product putative glucosamine-6-phosphate deaminase. Gene Ontology annotation, molecular function: glucosamine-6-phosphate deaminase activity; identical protein binding. NCBI's taxonomy places the organism in Eukaryota, Euglenozoa, Kinetoplastea, Trypanosomatida, Trypanosomatidae. The coding region runs from base 1 to 840 and encodes 279 amino acids. Gene Ontology annotation, biological process: D-glucosamine catabolic process; carbohydrate metabolic process; N-acetylneuraminate catabolic process. Gene Ontology annotation, cellular component: cytoplasm. The transcript has a single exon. The record is from RefSeq and is a predicted model, not a curated record.